This is a messenger RNA of Ruditapes philippinarum (Manila clam), 2278 nucleotides long. Its product is annotated as hyaluronidase-like. Gene Ontology annotation, molecular function: hyalurononglucosaminidase activity. The transcript has 5 exons. The record is from RefSeq and is a predicted model, not a curated record. The coding region runs from base 82 to 1452 and encodes 456 amino acids. Gene Ontology annotation, biological process: carbohydrate metabolic process; hyaluronan catabolic process. Lineage: Eukaryota; Metazoa; Mollusca; Bivalvia; Venerida; Veneridae.
AGAAUCACACAAUAUACAUGUAUAUGUAUUAUAACUAUAAAUAUGAGCAUUCAGGCGAAAUAAAUAUCACAUGAGUCAAAAAUGGAGGGUAAUAAUUUACUUGUUCAUUUGUUUAACAUCUUUUCGUUAGCACAUUCUUUUACGAACUUUGGAAAUGUCGGAUUUGCUGACCGUGCUUUUGUGUCUGUGUGGAACUCGCCUUCUGCAGUCUGCGAGAGAAAGUUUGGUGUUGAGUUGGAUUUAUCAUAUUUUGAUAUUGUGGCGAACCAGAACGACACUUUCAUUGGAGACGAAAUCGUGAUUUUCUACGGAAGCCGAUUAGGACUAUAUCCGAAGAUUGGCGCAGAUGGAACAUUUAUCAAUGGAGGCUUGCCACAGCUAGCAAACAUCACAGCUCACUUGUUAAAACUCGAACAAGAUGUAGAGCACUACAUGCCGAAUGUAGGCUUCAAUGGACUGGCUGUUAUUGACUGGGAGUCAUGGAGACCAAUGUUUAGACGGGAUUAUUAUAAUACUGGCAUGAGGAGGUACAUCCGGGCAUCCGAGGACCUCGUUCGCAACAAACAUCCUGAUUGGCCCAAGGACAAGAUCCGGGAAGAGGCGCAAAAAGAAUUUGAAACUGCUGCAAGAGAAUUCAUUGAAUCUACCUUAGUGACAUGUAGGAAAUUGCGACCUCAUGGUUACUGGGGCCUUUACCUGUUUCCCAAUUGCUACAACCGAGCUGAGGGACAAAUUCAUUGUUCUAAUGCAACAAUACAAAUGAAUGACAAGUUGGGCUGGAUGUUUCAUGACAGCACAUCGUUGUUUCCUUCCUUAUACCUUUCCGAAUCAAGGACUCACGCCGAUAGAUACGAUUAUGUUUGUGGCGAGCUGAAAGAAGCUCUUCGAGUGAAGAAAAACUAUGGGAGUGAAUAUUUACCAUUAAUUGUUCCUUAUUCUACGUAUUUUUACAGAGGAGGGCAACAGAAAUUCUAUGAUCUGGGAGACCUUAACAACACAAUUCAGCAAGUAGCGGAAGCUGGUCUAAAUGGUAUUGCAUUGUGGGGUAGUUCAUCUUGGUUUAGAAAUGCAAGUGACUGCACACGUUUGCGAGAUUACCUAGACUCCACCCUUGGCCCUUUUAUAAAAAAUGUCACGAUCAAAGCAUGGAAAUGCAGCAAGGAACUUUGCAAUUCACACGGAAGAUGCUACAAAACUGACUGGAAUUAUAAAUCCAAAACGUCAGAUACUCUUUUAUUUGAAUCUUCUUCAAAUGGACUCUUUAGAGAAAUGAUUGAGAAUCUUAUGAGCACACUAUCAAAUGCAUUUCGAAGAAUGAAAAAGGUAGUUGGUUAUAUAACCCUCGAGGGCAUCAACCAAGAGGCCCUCCGUGAGAAAUAUCCAGGAUUCUCGUGUUACUGUUUCCAGGGUUGGAAAGGACAGUUUUGCAAAGAAAAACAGUUUUGGUCUUAAGUUUAAAGUUCAGAUGAUUCUUACUUAUAAAAUGAAAUCCUUAUAACAAGAAAGACAAAACCUGUUUUUAGAAAUACCGGUAUUAUAACCGAUACCUACAAUGACCGUACAUAACGUUUUCAAUUCCAUCGUUAAAAUUGUUUUUCCCCACCUGAUUUCGACUGUAUGUAUUGCUCGCGCAUUUAGUUCCUAUAUACAGUGGCAAUAUAUACCAGCAAUCCAGAGACCCGUGGUUCGAGCCCCGGCUGUGGCCUGCCGAUUUUUUCAUGUGAUUUUUUUCUGUGUACAGUAGCUUAUAUAUAGAGACUUCAAAACGGGAGUAAAUGCUCCUAUGUCGUAUGCUGCACUUUGUUUUCGUUCAAUGUCAUUUAUACAUACUCCAAAUUUUCAAUUGAAAGAACUACUUUUCCUGUAAGUAUGUAUCUCGUGUACUCAGUUUUGUUUUGUCUUCCUCCGCAGUGCUUCUGCUUAUGCUAAAAUGCUAAAAAGCUUCGACGUUGGGCUUAUAUAUAUUGUUAAAUACACCAGAUCUAUAUACAACGGAUCUUUUGGCAGAUUUAGAUAUUUAUAUAAAAAAAAUCUUUAUAAAUUUAAACUUUACCAAAAUAAGAAAAAUAAAUAAAUCAAAUAAAAUGAAAAUUAAUAACAGACAGUGAUCUUUACCGCAUAGUAAAUCACUUGAUCUUUGUGAUCAUUUGAUCUUUUAUGAGAAUUUUCAUUUAAUUCGUCAUACAACUUUGAUAUUUCACAUAAUUAUAUAUACCAAGUACAAGUAGAUAAUGACGAAAGAAAAAAAGUAAAAUUUUACCAAUUCAUCGAUUGAAAA